AUGAGUAAGAAAUUCAUGGCGGAUAACAGAUUUGUGGUUCCUUACAAUCCAUGGCUUCUUCAUAAAUACGAUUGCCACAUCAAUGUAGAAGUUUGUUCCAGUGUACAAAGUGUGAAGUAUCUUUACAAGUACGUCUACAAGGGCCCAGAUCGUAUUUUCUUUAGAGUGCAGCGAGUGCGUCCAGAAUUCGAGAAUGACAUGGUAACACGUUAUAUCAAUGCAAGAUGGGUGUGUGCUCAAGAGGCAAUGUGGAGAAUAUACAGGUUUGCUAUGAAUAAGAUGUGUCCAGCAUUUCAACGAUUACAUUUGCAUAUGCCCAAGAAAAACAGUGUCAUGUUAUACGAGCAUCAAACAGUCAAUGAGGUCUUGGAAAAUGAAAAUAAUUCCAAAACGACAUUGACUGAGUAUUUUGUUACAAAUGCCUGUGAUCCUACGGCUAGGCAGUGGUUGUAUCGGGAGUUUCCUGAACAUUAUAAAUGGGAUAAAGCAACUAUGAAAUGGCAGAAAAGAAGAACUAAACAGAGGGUCAUUGCUAGGGUAUAUUUUGUACCCCCUACUGCAGUUGAAAGAUUUGUUGACCGCAAACAAUUUCGAAUAUUUAAAACUGCAGCGGGGGCACGUGGGUUGUUGGAAAAUGAUAAUAGUUUGAGGGCGUGUAUGGCUGAAGCAGCAACAAACAAGAUGCCGUCAGCUUUGAGAACUCUUUUUGGUAGCAUAUUGGUUUUUUUCAACUCGAUGGACACUAGAAAGCUGUGGGAGGAGUUCUUCAACGACAUGGUCGAAGAUUAUGCAAGUUCAAGUGAUACAAGCUCCGCAUACUUAUCAGAUCAUCUUCUUAGAGAGUUGGGGCAAAUGCUUCAUCAACAUGGCAAGCGUCUAAAAGAUUAUGAUCUUCCAGCAAUUGUGGGCAUAUUGGAUGAUAAUUUACAGAUGUCUGAUUUGAUCGAGGAGGAGGUAUCCAUUCCGGUUUCCGAAAAAGAUAUGAUGAAUGUGGACAAGUUGAAUGAAGAUCAGUCCAAGGCUUACGAUGCAAUUAUGGGUGCCGUCCGAAGAAAAGAAAGCAGGGUAUUCUUUGUUGAUGGUCCAGGAGGUACCAGAAAGACUUUUCUCUACCGUGCUAUUUUGUCGACCGUUAGAAGAAAUGGUGGAAUUGUCAUAGCAACAACUACGUCUGGAGUAACAGCUACUAUGUUACAUGGCGGAAGAACUGCACACUCAAGAUUCAAGCUUCCAUUCACCCCAGCAACAUCUACAUGUGACAUCGCUAAAAAUGACAAGUUGGCUGAUCUUCUCCUUCAAGCUACUGUGAUCAUGUGGUAUGAAGCUACCAUGGCACAUCGGUAUUCUGUCGAGGCAUUUGAUACGGCUAUGAGAGAUAUAACUUGUAACGAGAAGCCGUUUGGUGGUAAGAUUUUUAUUAUGGGAGGUGAUUUCCGUCAGGUUCUGCCAGUUGUACCAAAAGCUUCAAGGGGGAAAAUGGUUGAUUCGUGUCUUACCAGGUCGUCUCUGUGGAGACAUGUAGAGGUUCUUCGUCUGAAUAAGAAUAUGCGUGCAGUGGGCGAUACGUCUUAUUCUGAUUUCUUGAUGCGAGUUGGUGAUGGAAAUGAACCUUCUUUGCCAAAUGACAUGAUAAAGAUGCCAGAUGAUAUGGUGAUACCCUGGAAUGGUGAAGAUUCAGUGUCUCAACUGAUAGAUGUUACCUUUCCCGACUUGGCAGAUAAUUCUAAGGAUCAAGAUUACUUGCUUAACCGGGCACUGAUUACACCACUGAAUGAGCAUGUCGAUAAGUUAAAUGAUCGAGUGGUUAGCAUGUUUCUGGGAGAAGAGCAUAUGUAUUAUUCAUUUGAUUCUGUGGAAAUGAUUUCCAAAACCUCUAUCUUCAAGAACACUUGA
Messenger RNA from Papaver somniferum (opium poppy), 1893 nucleotides. RefSeq lists its product as uncharacterized. Bases 1 to 1893 code for a protein of 630 amino acids. The record is from RefSeq and is a predicted model, not a curated record. NCBI's taxonomy places the organism in Eukaryota, Viridiplantae, Streptophyta, Magnoliopsida, Ranunculales, Papaveraceae. Gene Ontology annotation, biological process: telomere maintenance; DNA repair. The transcript is spliced from 2 exons. Gene Ontology annotation, molecular function: DNA helicase activity.